AGGAAAACAAUGAAUCCCGUUGAAUCACUCUUCAUAUUGUAUCUAGUAAUUUUUAUUUCUGGCAUCACCUCAAAGGCAGCUUUUUAUCUGAAUAAUAAUGUCAAAGACGUUCAGUAUAUGUUGAAUGAUGUGCUUCAGCCGCAAUGGAUCCUGGGGAAAUGGUGCAUUCGAUAAGUAGAGAAAUGUCAGGUUUUGAUAAAAUUAAAGAGGAAGUAAUGAAAGCAAAGUUGUUUAAUAAAUCAAAUCAUCAAGGUGGAGUCAAGGACCAGUCUACAGACCCGUAUAUCUUUCUUUCUGACAAGUUACCUACCAAUAACAAGUACAUGGCAACAAUAGGAAAUGGUUUCCUAGCAACAGUGGUAUAUGGAGAUACAGUAUAUAUGAAUGGUGUAUACAAUGGUUUCUAUGACCACAGUCACCGAGCAAGAAUCCCAUCAACAGGUGCUAUUCAGUUUUCUCUGGACGGGAAAUACAAUGGCAAUGAGAACUAUGCUUUGGAUGUGAGGAAAGUGCUUGAAAGUGAUGAGUGA
This is a messenger RNA of Saccoglossus kowalevskii, 530 nucleotides long. Its product is annotated as protein-glucosylgalactosylhydroxylysine glucosidase-like. Gene Ontology annotation, molecular function: hydrolase activity, hydrolyzing O-glycosyl compounds. Gene Ontology annotation, biological process: carbohydrate metabolic process. The record is from RefSeq and is a predicted model, not a curated record. Lineage: Eukaryota; Metazoa; Hemichordata; Enteropneusta; Harrimaniidae.